Molecule: messenger RNA, 1151 nt
Organism: Dendronephthya gigantea
Lineage: Eukaryota; Metazoa; Cnidaria; Anthozoa; Malacalcyonacea; Nephtheidae
Product: PEST proteolytic signal-containing nuclear protein-like
Exons: 5
Coding region: 380-820 (146 amino acids)
Biological process (GO): proteasome-mediated ubiquitin-dependent protein catabolic process; protein ubiquitination
Cellular component (GO): nucleus
Source: RefSeq, a predicted model, not a curated record
CCCCCCCACUUGUCAAACUGGCGACGCCACUGAAACUCGCUCUCUGCCAGUGGCGUACGGCAGACGAUAAUGGGGGGGGGGGGCACAUAUUCAUAUAUUCAUGUUAACAGAACCUGUAAAGAAAAUGGAUUUGAAAACAAUCAAACUUUAUGAACCUGGACCUGGUACAUUGAUUGAUAUGAACGAGCUUAAUUGAAAUAAAACAGAACCAAUGUGUGCUUAUUUGCUGAUUUUAGUAACUAAACAAACGUCCAAUAACGCAGAAGAAAUCCGAUUUCCUUACUGUUCUUAAUAAAUCUCGAAAUCCAAUCUAUAUAAUCUUCUUCAGAACAAAACUAAUCUGUAAUCCUAAAUCCAAAGCCUGUGAUUAAUUAACAAAAUGGCGGAGUCGCGAGGAAAACAACGACAGAAUGAAUCAGAUGCAGAUGAAAAAAUAAAGCUUGCUGUAAAACGGAAGGCUGAAAUAGGCAGCGGUGUAAAUCAUGAAAAAAGCUCGCCAGCGAAAAUGAAGUUUGGGAUCACUUCGAGCAAAGGAUCAACCAGUGGGAUAUCGAUAAAAGUUGGUCAGCUUAAAUCUACAGAGAGCAAUAAACAUAAGGUUGAUAUAAUCUCCAAGCCAAAGAAAGGUUCAGUUGCAGCUGCAUUCAAGGAAGAGAGUGAUGAAGAAGAGGAGAUCCCUAAGGAGGCAAAAAUGCGUAUGCGAAAUCUAGGAAAAGACACAGUAACAUCAUCCGGACCUAACUCUUUCAAUAAAGGAAAGCAAGGAUUCACAAAUUUUAACAAAGUCCGGGAGAAAGAGAUGAAGCUUACAAAACACUAGUGUUUGUUCCCAAAGCAAAGUAUUUGAUAGAGAUGAUGUUCUAUUCUUUAGAGAAGGUUUAUAUACAACUCACAUGCAUCCUAAUAUUUGACAUAUAGGCUGCCUAUGUCACUUAAUAUGAUGUCAUCCAUUACCAACAUCCCCUGUUCAAAAAUGGAAGCAGUUCUGUCCAACAUAAUUGCAUAAGAGGGAUUAGGGAAGGUAGCUUAAUACAGGCAAAAUACGAAUAAAACUAAUUAGAACAUCAAUUAGAACUGUACAUAUUCUCCUUGAUUAUCACCUCUUUUAUUUAAUUAAUUAACACAUUUACAACAUUUCUAAUGGCUGAAUA